AUGAACUUUCAUGAACCUCAUUCAAUGUCAACGGUUGUAUCGAAUGAAUCUCUUCAAGCGAAGCAACAGAAUAAAUAUACUUUGACUCCUGCCAAAGCCUAUAAGAAUGCUGUCAAAAUACGCAUUACUGAUUCUGUUUUCUUAAGUCUUCCUCAAGAAUAUGAUAAUAAAGCCCAUAAAUUAGCAUUACAAUCUUAUGAUCGAAUCUCACAUACUUUGUUUGUUUUCUCUCACAAUACUCCUCUCGAUGAUCGAGCUCAUUCAUGUCUGUCGAAAGAAAACAGUGAACCCUUAAUGACAUAA
This is a messenger RNA of Clunio marinus, 303 nucleotides long. The record is from the annotation of a GenBank genome assembly. Lineage: Eukaryota; Metazoa; Arthropoda; Insecta; Diptera; Chironomidae.